CGGUGGCCCGGUCGGGAUGCUCGUCGGCGCCCGGAGACCAUGGCCCUGCCGAGGCCGCCGCCGAACGACCACGGGAGGCGAGACUGCGACUCGAAGAAGAAAAGGAAAGAAGCCGAGAUCUACCAGGCGCUGAACAGCGAGCCCAUCGAUGUGGCUGCCCUGAGGCGCAUGGCUAUCAGCGAAGGGGGCCUCCUGAUGGACGAGAUUCGCUGCAAGGUGUGGCCCAAGCUGCUGAACGUGAACACAGAGGACUUGCCACCUCCACCAGGAAAGGAACUCCGGGAGGACAACAAAGAUUACCAGCAAGUGCUGUUGGACGUGAGGCGGUCCCUCCGCCGCUUCCCUCCAGGGAUGCCGGACGAGCAGAGGGAGGGGCUGCAGGAGGAGCUGAUCGACAGCAUCCUUCAGGUCCUGCAACGCAACCCGCAGCUGCACUACUACCAAGGCUACCACGACAUCGUGGUCACCUUCCUGCUGGUGGUCGGGGAGAGGCUGGCGACGGUCCUCGUGGAGAAGCUUUCGACCCACCACCUCAGGGAUUUCAUGGACCCAACCAUGGAUAACACCAAGCACAUCUUGAACUAUCUGAUGCCGAUCAUCGACCAGGUGAAUCCAGAAUUGCACGACUUCAUGCAGAGGGCCGAAGUGGGGACCAUUUUUGCUCUCAGCUGGCUGAUCACCUGGUUCGGACACGUCCUCUCCGACUUCAGACACGUGGUGCGGUUGUACGAUUUCUUCCUGGCGUGCCACCCGCUGAUGCCAAUCUACUUCGCGGCAGUGAUCGUGCUCUACCGGGCCGAGGAGGUUCUGGCCUGUGAGUGCGACAUGGCCUCGGUCCACCACCUCCUGUCCCAGAUCCCGCAAGACCUCCCCUACGAGACCUUGAUCAGUCGAGCCGGAGACCUCUUCGUUCAGUUCCCGCCGUCAGAGCUCGCCCGGGAGGCUGCUCAGCAGCAAGCGGAAAGAACGGCCGCCUCCACCUUCAAAGACUUCGAGCUGGCCUCGGCCCAGCAGCGGCCGGACACCGUCCUGCGGCAGCGCUUCCGGGAGCGGCUGCGGGCGGAGGAGCGGGCCAAGGCGCUCCUGACGACGAAACCGAGGACCAACCGCUUCGUCAAGCUGGCCGUGAUGGGGCUGACGGUGGCCCUGGGGGCAGCAGCCCUGGCGGUGGUGAAGAGCGCCCUGGAGUGGGCCCCCAAGUUCGAACUGCAGAUAUUCCCCUGAGAGCCUGGUGUGUGCGUGGGGGGGGGGGAAGAGGAGACGGCCCCCGUCUCGCACGCGGCAUCGCGUCCCACCGGCGGAGGGCGGACGGAUCCGAAGGAAGGCGCUCCAAAGCAUCUCACUCCCCCCCGCUCUCCAACGCUCGCCUUGCUCCGCAGGCCUCCCCGAGCACCCCUCUGGGAAAGACGGAAAGGAUCGCCUGCUAUCGCUGCAAGACUGCAGAGCCUCGAUUUCUGCUCUGCUCCUUGCCCAGUUGAUGGCACCGCCCACCCAGGCAGCGGCUGGGCACGUUGGCACUCCAGGUAUCCCAUUUCCUCCCUCCCACAGUUCGAUGGAACGGGAAGCAAAUCAAGAGUGGGUGUUUUCCAGGGACUCUGUCGGUUGCUUCUGCAGCGUGAGUGACAGUGGGGUGUGACUGGAGCACGCUUGAAGGAUCCUCCCCCUGUUCUCCCCGCACGCCUGUUCCGUUAUUGGCAUUCCCAACCGUAGAACACGGCAGGCAGUUUCUAUCAAGGCGGGGCAGCCCCCCCAUGGCGGUCUGCGGCCGACAGCUCCCGUGUCGCUCCCUCUCCCGUAAGGACGGUCCGCAGCACACGGCCCCGUUCGAUUCUGCCGAAACAGGUCGCCGUCUUCCGGCCGCACCCCGCGCCAGCAGCUCCUCUCGGCCAGGAAAAGCUCGCAUCUGGCGUGAGGACCGAUCGGCGCCUUCAGACGUCUUUUCACUGCAGCUCUUUGAGUUAGGUUCUGCGGCUACCUUAUUGAUUCAGAAACUGCCUUACGGGAUAAAGGGGGAGGGGGAGUCUUCCAGCUAAGGAAAUCAAACCGCGGUGGGAAACUCCUUAAAAGUCUUUUCCCCCGCUCCCCGAAACAAACUGCGCGUUGCCCGGCUGGGCGCUGUGAGUGAAGGGAAACCCCCCCCCCCAAAAGCUGCACUCGUAACUCCGCGACCCGACUGUCCCAUCGAUAACACGCACACACACCCCGACACACGCAAACCUCUACCUCCUUCCUCUGCCUAAAGACCCUUUCACAAGUGUCCUUAUCUAACCUGCAAACCACUGACGUUGUCUUCUCUGAGAAGGACCCUUGCUUUGGCCGUCUGUGACCCCCGAGCAGCCUCGCCGGGCGGUUGUGGAUGCCCAGCCGCGGUUGGGUGUGAAAGGCAGCGAGGCCGUGCUUUCUCACCAGCCUGGGCCAAGUCCUUUCGUCCAGCAGCUUCCGGCCAGGGGGAUGAGAAGGAGAGGAUGGCCGUCUUUUAGAAGUGGCCGCUGCCCGUGUAAGUUGCUGUGCCUGGAGCUUAUCAUGACGUGCCCACUAGGAAAGGUGCAUGCAUUUCUUUGGAACCCUUGUCUGGCUUGUUCAGCGCACUGAACUCUGUGGCGCUUUGGGAUUUGCGUCUGCGACACGAAAGGCCAAAGAACCGUGUGGGGGGGGGCUUCUGCUCGCUAGGUCUCCUUGCCGCGCCAACGACCGACCCAAGAAGAAACUCUCUCUAUCCCCGUGGGUGGAUUGUGGCUGCUGUUCCCAGAAAGGCACGGUCUCUUCUUCCAAGUUUCUGAGACGCCAACCGUUACUGUGUGCGCCUAUUACAGGAAGACACGCGGCUCCGCCCUGGCCGCCACAGGUCCAGGAGCACCCGGGGCAGCGUGGCCUCCGAAGAAAAGGGUAGGCGUGGGGGGUGGGGUGCCCGUUCGUGGGGUGAGUGGCAGAGCAGAAUAACCGGGGAGGGCGGCUUCGGGGAGGGACGCUCCGCGGGCCUCGGGUGGCGAAAGGUCUGCACAGAAGUUGCCGGAAGGGAGAAUCGCGGAAUGUUAUCUUGCCGAGCAGCGUGUGAAAAAUCUGGGCCAGAGACCUUCCCAUCCCCGUCCGGCCUUUGCCGAGAAAUGACCUCUCAGCCGCGGGCGACCGCUCACCUUUUGAGGCACCAGGACAGAGAGAGGCUUCGGUGCGACGCUUUCGUCCUCCACCGCAGGGCUGGCAUUUGUCUUGUCGGCACAGGACGGGAAGACACCCCUUCCUCCCUGCUGCGGCGUGAAAGCAAGACAAAAAGCCAAAUCUUAGCGGGCUGAGAAAUUACUCUGUGGCUGAGCCGAAAGGGAAGUGAAACCCCGGGCAGGAGAGGGGAGGGGAGGAAUCCUCUUGUCAUCGUCAGCCUCUGUUGUAAGCUGAAAUCCUCUGGGAUGGUUUAUACAUAGCUAGCAGAGUCUCCUGGGGGGGGGGCGUUUUCACCCCCGGUCCACUUCAGGCACCCCCCCGCCUCGCUCAUCCCAUCGACCACACCCCCCCUUUACCCCUUGAUUCCGUGGGUCUUAGAGACCAGCGCAAAGAGGACGCUGGCUCAGACGUUCCGCGGGUCUGGAGAAAGGCUGGGAAACACCUUCCCUGUGAGCAGGGAAGGCGGACCAUCCUAUCGGUGAUGGAUUCUUCACGGGCUGGCGAACCUGACAGCCGCAUGACCCAGCCCCUCUGUUGCACUGUGACGAGAGCACAUGUGCCCCUGGGGCUGUGGCCUUCACACCGUUGCAGGUUCCCCUUGCCUCCUUUUGCCACGAAGGCAGCGUCCCGGUCACUGGAACUUUGCACAGACCCCCCUCAGUGGCUCAGUCCCGUGGGUGCGAAUUGAAUGGUUACCGUAUCCCACCCUCUAGCCACAGAGGUACGGCUGGGAGUGGCCCGGUGCGGCUGGAGAACUCCAGCCCAACUUGCCGCACCAGCCUUGUGUCGGGGCCUCCCACUGGUUAACAGCCCCCCCCUUUUUAAGAAGUCUCCCGCCGGCAGCACAAAACAAGAGAUUUUAUCAAGCCCUUUGUCGGGUGCCGUAUGCGGCUGGUCGGCUGCAUUCGGCGUGGCGAGCCACGAGUCGCGUAAACCUGACAGUCGCGGGGCAAAUCCGUAGCACAGGUGUGCUGUGCUACCCAGAGGAGAGAGAACAUUUUGGGUGGUGGGGCGUCGUAGAAAGAGUGGCUUCCCAAAUCAGUAAAGGCCGGUGAGAAUGACGUGGGACUCCGGUGGAGGGGGGUGGGAUAUACGGUCAGGGACUGGCCCUCUCUUUCACUUUUCCAUCUUUGGGGGGGGGAACACACCAGUUGCCCCUCCCUCGUCAGAGAGUUACUUGGUGGGUAGCUGACUCCGUGUAAAGGUUUAUACAUAUGUAUGUAAGAUGCAGAUUUGUACAGGGCCUGUAAUUGUGUAAAAAUAAAUGCUAAUUAU
Gekko japonicus is the source of this 4431-nucleotide messenger RNA. It is a transcript of the gene TBC1D20, whose product is annotated as TBC1 domain family member 20. The record is from RefSeq and is a predicted model, not a curated record. Gene Ontology annotation, cellular component: endoplasmic reticulum membrane. The transcript has 8 exons. Bases 40 to 1224 code for a protein of 394 amino acids. Lineage: Eukaryota; Metazoa; Chordata; Lepidosauria; Squamata; Gekkonidae. Gene Ontology annotation, molecular function: GTPase activator activity. Gene Ontology annotation, biological process: endoplasmic reticulum to Golgi vesicle-mediated transport; positive regulation of GTPase activity.